GCGGUGGCAAGCGAGAGUGGAGAGUGAUACUGUAUCAAGCAAAUGAGAGUCGAGUUAGGAAUGGCAUGCCAUGGAAGUCUCAAGCUAGAAAUAGCUCCAGGACCGGACUGUGUCUGACUAGUUAGGUCAACAGGGGAGAGAACGACGGGGAGAGCAGGGCGGUUAGUUUGGCUGGAAGUACCACCCUGUGCUUGUCGUAGUACCCGUUAGGACCUGGCCAUUGGUAGGAGUCUCUCUCUUUCCAACUCUGGACUGUGAAGUGAGAAGCUGCCAUGGACAAGGACCACCAAGAGCCUCAGGGCCGAGAGGACAGCCCUGGGGGGGAGAUGACCAAAGAGGUUGUCCCGGUGUCAGAGUCUUCAGAGGGGGACUCUGUCCUGGGCUGUCACAGCACACUGUCCCACGUUGGUAUAGAGCGCCCCAUCAUCCACCAGGUGGCCUCUACCCCUAUGCCCACUGACUGUGAGUUCUCCUUCUUUGACCCAGAGGAGCCUCAGUGUAGGGAGGUGCUGGUGGACCCCAGCACCACAGUACCGGAGCUGUUCGCCAUGCUCAGGCAGUGGGUGCCCCAGGUCCAGAAGAAUAUCAGCCUGAUCGGCAACGAGAUCCUAAAGAGAGGCUGUGGUGUGAACGACCGAGAUGGCUUGACUGACAUGAGCCUCCUGCACUACUGCUGCAAGGCGGGGUCACCCGGCAUUGGUGACGCCGACACGGCGGCCAGCUUCGCCCGGCAGCUCCUGUCCCUGGGGGCGGAGCCGGGCCUGAGGUCGCGCUGGACCAACAUGAGUGCCCUGCACUACGCUGCCCACUUCGACGUGCCCCAGCUCAUCCGGGUGGUGCUGCACGCCUCCCAGCCCGGGGAGGUAGACGCCACCUGCAGUGACUUUGACUUUGGCACCGCGCUGCACGUUGCCGCCUCCAACCUGUGCUCCUCUGCCGUCAAGUGUCUGCUAGAGCUGGGAGCAAAUCCCACCUUCAGGAACGAAAGGGGCCAGUGCCCGGCCGACGUGGUACCCGAGCCCUUGGACAUGCCCCUGGAGAUGGCGGAUGCCGCCGCCCUGGCAAAGGAGUUGCGCAGCCUGCUGAGGGAGGCCCUGUCCCGGCCCUGCACCCCACUGCCACUGCCACUCACCCUUCCUGCCCUGGCAACACCAGGCCUCUCCGACAAGGCCCGGGCCCAGCUCACUACCAUGAACAUCCAGCUGGGCGACCGCGUGGUCAUUGCUGGUCAGAAGGUGGGUACUCUGCAGUUCUGCGGUAGCACCGAGUUUGCCGGUGGUCUUUGGGCCGGUGUGGAACUCGACCAAGCGGAGGGGAAAAACGAUGGAUCCGUCGCGGGAGUGCAGUACUUCACCUGCCGCCUCAAACACGGGAUCUUUGCACCCCUGUCCAAGAUCAGCAAACCCUCUGAACGACACAAAGCCAUACGGCCCCCUCAGCGCAUCGACAUAUCGCGCGUCACCUCCAAAAUAAACACAGGUUCUCCAUCCGUCAAAAAAUCACCCGAUAAACAAAAAGGCUCCCCAGUUCCUGAACAGGGCAAAGACGAGCUUCCUGAGGCCAAGACAGGUGCUGUCUCUCGUUCUCUCUCUUCCUCUUCAUCCUCCCUGGACUCCAGACACUGGCCGACCACUCGACAGCAGCCGUUGCUGCGGCAACGGCUUCCCGCGAGGCAGAGGCAGGAACUGCUCCAGCCCAGCUCCAGAACCACUCCCCCUCCGACCCGUUCCAAUCCCAGCUCCAGCUUCAUUGUACCCCGUAGCCGGACCCCCCCUGCCAGUAGCUCCUUGUGCGACGGGCCGGAGGUGCGCCUGGGGGAGAGGGUGUUGGUGGUGGGCCAGAGAACAGGGGUGGUCCGCUUCUACGGCAAGACCAACUUUGCCCCAGGGUUCUGGCUGGGGAUCGAGCUGGACAAGCCCAGCGGAAAGAACGACGGCUCGGUUGGUGGGGUGAACUACUUCAGCUGCUCUCCCAAACACGGUGUCUUCGCCCCAUCGUCGCGUGUACAGAGGAUCCAUGGCUCUAUGGAUUGUCUUUCUGAGCUGUCCUCCUCGCGUCUCAAAUGUGGUUUCACCGGAAUCCGCCGCAGCUUCAGCACGUCGACGGCCCAGCAGGAGCAGAGCCAGAAUAUUCCUGGCAACAGGUCACGUUCCAACUCUCAACGUCGGCGCUGGAGCACCCUGAGCGGCGGCUGGGGUCCGGGAACAGGCGGCCCAGGAAGCACCGGAGGAACCACCGCCACCUCCUCUGGAUCGAACGGCUCGGUGCGCCUUCACCUGGGCAUGCAAGUGCUUCUGAGCAGCGCCAGCGAGAUGGCCGUGGUCCGCUACAUGGGCCAGGCUGACUUCGCCCCCGGCCUGUGGCUGGGCCUGGAGCUGCGCACCACCAAGGGCAAGAAUGACGGGCAGGUGGGUGGCCGCCGCUACUUCACAUGCCGUCCAGGCCACGGCUUGCUGGUGAGGCCCAGCCAUGUCACUUACCACGGCAUUAACGGCGCCCGGCUAGUGGACGAGAACAGCUGAGGACAUUAGGACACUAGGGGUAAGGUCGGGUAGGUAGGAAAAAAGCAGAUGGAAUAUAUCGGAUAAAAGUUACAGUAUGUUUUUUUCUUUUUUUCUUGGGUUUUGUGUUAUUAGCAGACAGUUUUGAUUAUAUAAAUUCAAUAAAGAUUUUUUUAUUUAAAGAUUUAUGUUAAGUUGGUGUGGACAGCCUACAUUUUAA
Messenger RNA from Coregonus clupeaformis (lake whitefish), 2721 nucleotides. Its product is annotated as CAP-Gly domain-containing linker protein 4. Gene Ontology annotation, molecular function: microtubule plus-end binding. NCBI's taxonomy places the organism in Eukaryota, Metazoa, Chordata, Actinopteri, Salmoniformes, Salmonidae. The transcript has 16 exons. Gene Ontology annotation, biological process: cytoplasmic microtubule organization. Gene Ontology annotation, cellular component: cytoplasm; microtubule plus-end; nucleus. Bases 273 to 2522 code for a protein of 749 amino acids. The record is from RefSeq and is a predicted model, not a curated record.